AUGGCUAAACCGAGGACCUCUGCCCCUCAGCUGCUGAAACCCAGCCCUGUGUUACAACUGAUAGCCGAGAGUGAAGAACGACUAUGGACACGCCUUGAUCUGACUGACAGUAAUGAGCUCAGCAUCCACUCACUUGAUAAAGGCAGUCGUCUUCUCAGACAUGGAAAAACAGUCAAGACUAUCCACAGAUACUUUGGUGAUCUGGAACAAAGGAAAUGCUGCCUUUCUUUGACUGGCUUUAAAACCAAGUUUAACCAAGUCAGACUGGUCCGCAAUGAUGGCAGGGAUUCCGGAAUAGAAGAAGGUGCUAUGAUGAAGAUAACCACAGACAACAGUACCAGAGUGAAUGACCUUGAUGACAUUGAGCUGAGAGUGCUCCGGUUUGCCUAUGUAUGUGCCUCCCUUCCAGUCCUUGGAGCUCCUGAACCUCCAUCAGCUCUUUCUCCUUCCCCAGUCUUCACACCUGUGGACACUAACAAAAAAUUUACAUACCAUGGUAGGAUACGAAGUCCAACCCCACACGACAGUGGCGUGGACGAACAAGAUGAUACAUCUGUUGUCCCAGCUGAGACACUAAGAGAGCUACUGAUGAGAUCCUUUCGCCUGGUUCCUGAGAAAUUUCACCAAUAUGAACAGAAGAUUGCUCAAUACUAUGGCAACAAACAAGCAGAAAAGAUUUUGGCAGAAGAAUUAGUUGGACAAUUGGCAGCCUUAGAAAAAAAUAGCAAUCCAUUCUAUAGCCCAGAUACAUUCAUGAACACCCAGGGUUACGAUAAGUGGCAGAGGAGAGAAUUUGCCCACAUAGCAGACCUGAUGAAGAAGUUCUGGCAUCUCACAUAUCCACCACCCUCUACAUCUCACAUCCACAGCCUACGAACAAUCCACCAGGAUUACAGAUUUCUGAUGGAGAAACUCAUCAGAUAUGAGUCCCCAUAUCGUCUUGAGGGAGAGUUAUCUGCCCCUGGACCAACCUCUCCAUUGUCAUCAGCUUCAUUACGUCUCCUUAAGGAAUUUGGUCUUCGAUAUGGAAUACGAGAUCUAUACCGUAAGAUUGUAUACUUAUACUACCUGUCCAAGAACUUUGACCCAACUGUCUGGUUUAUGCAACACACCAGUGCUGUUCUCACAAGUGUGUUCGAGGUCCUUCCAAAGAAUGGGUCUCAUUUGGUGCUUGUAAAAACAGAGCAUGCCUUAUUGGUGGACUGUAUAACUGCAUUAGAGGCACAGGUCAUCACCACACUUACCAAAAUGAAGGUUCUGUUUCCUAGUAACAGGCCAGCAGAUGCUCUUGAUAGCCUGAUAGAAUUGAUGUCCUGUACACUACAGGCCAAGUCUUUCCUAACGAGACAUCGAAGUGAGACAUUACAGAGUUACCUACUCAAACAAGUCCAGAAAAUUUUCCCAACAUGCUAUAAAGAACACAAAAUGGUGAUGGUUAGUGACCUUGGUUUGACCUCUCCAGAGCAGCUGUCACCAAUGUUGUUGAACAGAAUGAUUGGACAGAUCCGAGAUGAAGUAAAGGAUUACAAGAUACAUUACCACAGCAGUUUUGAGAAGUAUUUCCCAGUAGCAAGGGAAGCUGCCCAUUCCCUGUAUGAGCUACUGAUGGAGGAUGUCAGAUGGCUUUGUCAGCUCCGACAGAAUCAGUUUAAAACACAUGAGAUUGACAAGCUUAUGCUUGGACUGGGAUACAGACUAAACCAGCUUGACCAGGACUGGUCAUCUUACCUCACACCAGAGAUGCAGACUUGGCGAGAGGUGUUUGUUAAGGAAGAACUGCAUUGGACAGUAGUACUCAAGGUCUCCCUUCAAAACCUGGUGGUCAGAUCAGUCUCGCUGGACCAGUUCCAGAUGGAGCAGUAUGAGGAUUUACACAGCUGUUCUACCAGUUCCCUGAAUUCUUUCUCUUCAUUUGAUAACAGGAGACGGGCUAUCUCUACCAAAUCUUUCACCCCAUCACUAAAUAGUGCCUUCAGUGGACUGGUGUCACCUGCUCAGUCUGUUCAUAAACAUACCUCACUAUCAUCAGAAGGUGGGACACAUUAUCCUACAAUCCAUGAGUCUCCGCUGCCUUCACAAACAUCUGUGAAACAAGAACAAGUCAGAGCUGAGGCACUGAACAUCCGCAAAUUUUCACAGAUGGAGGAUUUGCAUGGGGCACACCCAAAUUAUGGUCUGCACAAAAAUGAUGCAGACACAAAAUCCUUGGAAGAUUUUGUGGAUGAGUGUGGUGACAAGAUGAUGACUUUUAGUUACAUGAGACAUAGUAGCUCUCUUCCAGAUAUCCUCAGCAAGAGUUACGACCACAGCCUUAGUGUCUCACGAAAGUACAUCAGCCAGAACCUCAGCUCUAAGGAACAGUCAGAAAAAAGGGCUAUGUCACAUGACAUAAAUACUGACCAUUCACUUAUCCACAGAGAAUCUGCUGCUAAAAGCCAAUCAGAAAAUCAAGACAGGUCACAUGCUAUUGUUGUCAGUGCAGAUGUCCAUCAGGAAUCAUUGGAAGACAGUGAAUUAAAGAGGGACAAGUUGGGUAACCAUGACGAUGAUAAGGACUCUAUAGCUGGAGAGUUCCACAAUGAUAGUGACAAUACAUACUCAGAUUCAGAUGAAGGCAACCUAACAGACCAAACAGAGUCUGAUGAGGACAACUUUGCAUUUCCUCCCGUAGAAAUUGUGUCCCUUGUAAGUGAAAAGUUGGAUUCUCAGGCAAAUGUGGCACCUGUAGCCUCCACACAGGAGAAAGAGGAUCCAAUAGCUGCUAGCUACAAGGAGAUGAAUUGUGCUAUGGGGAAGCCUGAGACUGUAUUAGACAGAGAAAUAUCAUGUGAUAGUGAGGAGGGUCAAGGCUCAGCAACCCCAGUAAACCUUGCAAUCUUUCCCUCAUCACCAGUUCCUAAAGUUAUGUCCAUGUUACCAUUGUCUAGCUCUGUGGUAGAUCUGAUUGUGAUGCUGCAGCGUUUGAUUGGGUUUAGUUACACAGUCAGCCAGAUUUUCUGCCAUAGUGCACUCAGGGCUCAAACUGUUGUUAAUGAGGAGUCAACUCAGUCUUCAGAGUCAGAGGAUUUCUUGUCUAACACAAAGAUGAGCGAGGCGCGCCAGAAACUCUACGACAACAUUUUUGAGGGUUUGUGUAACACGCUGUGUGUUUAUGCUGAUAACAUGCUGUGUAUGGACCUGUGUGGCACCACCCUGACUGUAGCCAGGAAACUGGUGGGACCUCAGCUAGUAUCCUACCUCAAGACUCAACAGAUAGGUGGCCUCAUUUGGGGCUGUCGCCAUGACAACAACAGAAUCAAGGACUGUUUCCUGUACGUUUAUAAGAAGGCUGAGCUACUCUGCGAUCGUUAUGAGCCCAUUACCAAAGAUAUGUGUACACGAAUCAACAAUGUAGCAGCCAUUGCUGAUUACCUAGAGACUUACCAUGGCAAGCUGGGUAAAACCUUUGACGUCUACAAUGAGUGGCGACUAAAACACCAGAGUUACACUCCUACUAGUGACCUAAACAGCUAUGAUAAGACAGAGUAUGAAGUCUUGGGGGGAUUUUCUUACAAUCCAGAGUCUGAUCGUGAAUAUGUUAUGGAGACAGCAUCUCAGAAAACAUCAACGACCACCUCAUCAGGAUCAUAUCAUUCUGUGAUUGUGCAGAGCCCCACAAGGCCAUGUCAUGACCACUUAAUGGCUGUUCUCCGUGCCCUCAGCAGGAUCAUGGCUUACAGGAUAAAUCUGUUUGUAUAUGAUGCCCUGCAUGUGUUGCUUGGCCUGAAGUACCCAGAUGACCCAAUACAUGUGUGCCUCCAGCCUCUUACAAAGUUCCUUCAGAAUUACUUCGACUCCCUACAGGCAUGGCUUUACCCAGACUGUUUUAGGAGGGUCACAGAGUGCCUAUGGAUAUUUAUAGUGCAAGAUUUUGAAGAUGAAUUAGGCAGGUUAAUGCUAGGAGAUGUCAAUGGGGAAACAUAUGCUCGCACACUCGUACAGGCUAUCUCACAUCUACUCACAUUCAUUACUCACCAAGACAAAGACAUAAGGAAAGAUCUACUGCUUUCACAGGCUGAGGAAGUCAUGUUCAAGCUACAGUUGUUCACAGAAUCAACAUCACAGUUGAUGAAGCUUCAUCAUGCUCUCAAAGAACAUUAUGUAUGGACUGACACCUCUAGUACCUGUACUCUGGAUGGGGCUCUACAGUCAACACUUCACAAGAUGAGGCGGGAACUUCAAAUGUACACCAAGUGUUUCAGUGGGAAACAGCUGACCGACUGGAUCAUGGCAAACCCACGCCCCUUUUGUAACAUGUGGGAGCAGGUUUCCUUAGAGGACAUCAUGAACACACGCACGAACUGUAUUGCUGUGGCCCAGUGGCUCAUGGAUCAAGGACUUUUGGUGGAUGUUGAAACAGAAUUCUUGGGGCAGUUUGAAGGCAGUAUGAACCAAACUCCUGACAUAGGCUUCACAGACGAGCCACUAGACCUGAAUUACCCAGCCCUGAGUAUCCACAGUAGCAUGCCAACAUCUCAGCAUGUAUCAGAUAUCAGUAGUUCUGAGGAUACUCCCACAGGCUCCCCCUCAGGGCCAUCUGCUAUGAAUUUUGUUCCGUCAUUGGGGCGUAUUUCCAGGGAUAGUACUCCACUGCCUCGGUCACGACCAUUAAGUCACCUGCUUCAGAGCCGGAGCAGGAAAGGUACACCAUUGCCACGAUUUACAAAUCUAUCUGUUUAUGAUGAUCAGACAAAUUCCCUGAGUCCGACAGAAGACGAUCCUAAUGAUAUCAGUCGUUAUGGCCUGGGAGUCAGCUGCCCUGACGAUGACUUCUUAAUCAGCGACAGCUAUGACUAUGAAUCACCAUCAGCUGGUAAUUUCACACCACACCUCGAUUCCAUGCUGGCAAGUCGGCUGUUUCAAGAUGGUGUCUCUCACUACUAUCAUAUGACAAGUCUGAUGGACUCAAACAUUCACUCUCAGCCGACAUCCCGCGGUCCAAGUAUGCCUAGUGAACUCAAUACCUUGGUAGAACAGUGCUUCCAGAGGAAAAUCGUGCCAGAUUAUAUCACCACCAUAUUGUACAGCAGGAGGAAAUAUGAUUCAGUUGCCAAAAUGUUUUCUCAGAAGCUACUACAAGAUCCUGAUUGUGAUCUUGUCUCAGGUGGAUCAGACUCCACCUGUGUUACCAGUUAGUCUAUCAGGAGGUCUGUACUGCAUCAUUCUAGUCAGUUGUUUGAUUAUAGACAAAUGCUUUCUUUAAUCUUUAUGACCGAUAUUAGAAUCUGUCUGGAUACUGAUUCACAGGUACUUUUAGUCAUUAUCCUAUAAAUUUAACAUCACACUCCAAUAACCUUUAUAAAGAUAAAUACUUGUGACACACUAUUAAAUGUA
Ylistrum balloti is the source of this 5373-nucleotide messenger RNA. RefSeq lists its product as uncharacterized. Lineage: Eukaryota; Metazoa; Mollusca; Bivalvia; Pectinida; Pectinidae. Bases 1 to 5175 code for a protein of 1724 amino acids. The record is from RefSeq and is a predicted model, not a curated record. The transcript has 31 exons. Gene Ontology annotation, biological process: intracellular signal transduction.